AUGGCAGACUUCAAAGAAACUAUCAUUCAAAAUUCUUCAUCGGAAGAGACAGCAAAAGAAGUUCCAGCAACCGUUGUGGAAGAGGCUAAAACCAAGGCUUACUAUUCGACCAGCUCCCCAGUGCAAGCUGUUGAUUCUUCAGUGACCACUAAAGAAGAAGGCGUCCAGCCGGAUGAUUCAGUUCCUGAGAAACCAUUGAAAACUUCGGGAGAUUCUGUUGAUUCCAUUGAGGAAGAGUUCUCGGAAUCGUCAGAUGAAGAACUACCAGAUCCGGAGACUGACUACGACUUCUUCUUGACACAGUUCGUUCACGCCGACGACGUGCGAAGUUUGAUCCUUCAUUUCGCCAAUGUUCGCGCCGCCGAGCUGGAACACGUGAGCAUUGCGGAUAGGACUUGAGAAUGAGCAUGAAUCUUACUUUUUUCAGAGAGCUAACUGCUGGAAGCAACUCCGAGUGAACAGCGGGGAAGAUUUGCACAAACUGCUAGCGGUGAUCAUGAAAGAAGAUGGCGCUGCCACACUGGAAAAGUUUGAGGAAAACGCGUUCAUCAAACCGUACGCUAAGGUAUGACACUUUUCAAUUGCGAUUUCUGAUUUAUUAUUUCAGCAGCCAUUUAAUUCUGAUGCGCCAAGCUAUCCAGCCUAUGUUGAGCAGUUUUUCCCAGCAAUAGCAGUGAAAAACUAUUUCCCGGAGCUUGGAAAAGUUACUGGAAGAAUUCCAGCUGAUCUGCAAGGCAUUGGACACAUGCUCACUCAGCAGGCACCUCUGGUCAUCGAUCCGAAACACUUUGAGACCAAAACAGAGAAGACUAAAGUGGAAGUGAAGAGCACGAACAACAAAAAGAAGACUCAAAUCAAACAGAUUGUCACCAAACCGGAACCACUUUUCACCGCUGAGCAGUUGAAGAAGUGUGUGGCGGUGAAGGAAUGGGUCAGAAGAUAUCAAGCAAAGUAUGAAAAGUGAGUGGAAUGCAGAUGACAGAUGGCCAAUUUGAAUUUCAGCACUCCAACGAACGCAUUGCUGCUUCACCAACUGAAUUCAGAGAAAUCGGAGACACCAGACAUGAGCACGAAGAAUUUCCAAUUUGCACUCAUUUCGGACGAAUUCCAUGAAGUAGUUGAGAAAUACAAAGAAGGAAUCAAUGAGAAUUGGAGCAAGUGUAAGUGAGAUUUUUAAGUUUCAAAGCGUUUUCCUUGGUUGUUGAACUUCCUGACGUUAAAUGUGCCUGUAGUCAUUAAAUCCGUUUAAAUUCCCUAAAACGGUGUUUUUCAAAUUCACUUUUUUGAUAAGACUUUCCUUUUCCACUCAUUUUCUCUCGGUCACUUGCCAGAGAGGACGUGAUAUGGCGGCAGGCACAUGUCACUCGCCGCAAAAGAGAGAAGAGAGAAAGGGGCGCGCGCGGUUAGAAUGUCUUCGUGCAACACCCCUGUGUCUAAUGUCUGGCCGCGUGGCGCAAUGGAUAACGCGUCUGCCUACGGAGCAGAAGAUUGUAGGUUCGAAUCCUGCCGUGGUCGAAAUCUUUUUGGUUUUCUUAUUCAUCCAAAAAAUUGAGUUCUUGCAACGAGACCUAUUCACAUUUUUCAGUCGGUCAAAAUCUUGCCAUCAACUUCAUCAAAAGGAGACUGGAGAAAAUAGACAAAGAGAUUGAGCCGACGAUGUUCGCCAGCUACACUCGUUUCCUGGAAGAAAUGAACGAUGAUGUGGCAACGCAUGUCAACGCGAUUUGGGCUCAUCAUAAGGACUCGGAUAAGUUCGGACGUCUUGAGAAAUGUCUUUUCUUGCAUCACUAUCAGCAGUAG
Molecule: messenger RNA, 1800 nt
Organism: Caenorhabditis sp. 36 PRJEB53466
Lineage: Eukaryota; Metazoa; Nematoda; Chromadorea; Rhabditida; Rhabditidae
Source: the annotation of a GenBank genome assembly